AUGGGAAGCAGUGCAAGUAAUGUUAAAGAAGGUGCUCCAGUAAAUCCUAGACUUCUUUACACCGAAAAUUUGUCAAAAAAUAAUAACAAGCCAUUGGUUUUAGACACACCAGUUUUGAUAGAUGUAGAUCAUGGUUCUAUAAGAUAUAGAUAUGGUCCGUAUAAAGAUGAACCAGUUGACAAAAGAAAGAGAGUAGAGAGACCCUAUGGUGGAAGUGAAACUGUGGAUAAAAAACAUUAUUUCUAUCAUGCUAGAGUCAAAAAAGAUGGAGAAGAAGAUUUUAAAAGAGUUUAUGUUGCUAAAGGACCAACUAGAUCUAAAGACAAGUUUAUUUAUUAUGUUUAUGGUAAAGGUGGUUUUGAAGGUCAAGAUGGUGACAAAGUUUAUCCUUCACAGAAUAAAUUAGAAGACAAAGAUUAUGCUUGGCCAGCAAAUAGAAAUUUUAAUGAUCUUUAUUAUGAAGUUUCAUUUCCACUACAAGGUAUAUAA
Lottia gigantea (owl limpet) is the source of this 489-nucleotide messenger RNA. RefSeq lists its product as hypothetical. The transcript is spliced from 3 exons. Bases 1 to 489 code for a protein of 162 amino acids. The record is from RefSeq and is a predicted model, not a curated record. Lineage: Eukaryota; Metazoa; Mollusca; Gastropoda; Lottiidae.